UGACGUGACGUGACGUGACCCGAGCCUGGAGCUGAGCCCAACAGAGCGCGAGCCCUCCCCGCCCACCCGCGCCCACGCUCUCUCCAGAUCCGCGCACAUAACGAUCUUUGGAAUUGAACUGAACUUUGAAAUCUGUCUUCAAAUAAAAUGGCACCAGCAAUUGGAGGUCCAAUGGGGUAUACCCCACCAGAAGGUGGCUGGGGAUGGGUCGUAGUUGUUGGAGCUUUCAUCUCUAUUGGCUUCUCUUAUGCAUUUGCCAAAUCAAUUACUGUAUUCUUCAAAGAGAUUGAAAUCAUUUUCAAUGCUACUUCCAGUGAAGUCUCAUGGAUAUCUUCCAUCAUGUUGGCUGUCACAUAUGGAGGAGGUCCCAUUAGCAGUAUCCUGGUGAACAAGUAUGGCAGCCGGCCAGUGAUGAUGCUUGGUGGCUUCCUAUCAGGAUGUGGUUUGAUUGCUGCUUCAUUUUGUAACACUGUGCAAGAAUUGUACCUUUGUGUUGGCGUCAUUGGCGGACUUGGACUCUCCUUCAACUUAAAUCCAGCUUUAACCAUGAUCGGCAAAUAUUUCUUCAAAAAGCGGCCAUUGGCAAAUGGGUUGGCCAUGGCAGGGAGUCCUGUGUUUCUCUCUACCCUGGCACCUGUAAAUCAGAUUUUCUUUGGUGUCUUUGGUUGGAGGGGCAGCUUCUUAAUUCUUGGUGGUUUGCUACUUAAUUGCUGUGUGGCUGGAUCUCUUAUGCGACCCAUAGGACCCAAACCAGGAGCAUCAAAAGAAAUAUCUAAAGAAUCCCUGCAGGAAAUAGGGAAGUUGGAUUCAAAGAAAGGUGCUGGUGAUGCAAAUACAGAUCUUAUUGCUGGAAACAGUAAGCAGGAGAAACGUUCUUUCUUCCAAACAAUUAAUAAGUUCCUAGAUUUUUCUCUUUUUAAGCAUAGAGGCUUUUUACUGUACCUCUCGGGCAAUGUGAUCAUGUUUUUUGGAUUGUUUGCUCCCUUAGUUUUUCUUAGUAAUUAUGCCAAGAGUCAGAAUAUAUCUAAAGAGUCUGCUGCUUUUCUGCUCUCCAUUUUAGCUUUUGUUGACAUGGUAGCCAGACCCUCUAUGGGACUUGUAGCCAACACAAAGUGGGUGAGACCUCGAAUGCAAUAUUAUUUUGCUCUCUCAAUAAUUUGUAAUGGUAUUUGCCACCUAUUGGCACCCUUAAACACCACUUAUGUGGGAUUUUGUGUCUAUGCGGCGUUCUUUGGAUUUGCAUUUGGCUGGCUCAGCUCAGUAUUGUUUGAAACACUAAUGGACCUUGUUGGAACCCAGAGAUUCUCCAGUGCCGUGGGUUUGUUGACAAUUAUGGAGUGCUGUCCUGUCCUCCUGGGGCCACCGAUUUUAGGUCGUCUCAAUGAUAUGUAUGGAAACUACAAAUACACCUACUGGGCCUGUGGCAUCAUUCUGAUCAUCUCGGGCAUCUACCUCUUUAUUGGCAUGGGUAUCAAUUACCGCCUUUUGGCAAAAGAGCAGAAAGCAGAAGAGGAACUGAAAAAGGAAAGCAAAGAGGAGGAGACCAACAUAGAUAAUAUCGAGAAGCAGAAAGAAGCUAAUAAGGCCGUGGGGUCAGCCCAGCAGGGCCCCCUAGAAGGCGCCAAAGAGGAGGAAAAUCGUAUUUAAAGGACUGCAGCACUGCCGAGGUGGGGUGAUAGAGAAGAGAGCUGAAAAUGGUCUCCUGGCUGACUGGUACCAGUGGUGCUUAAUCCAGAAAAGGAUAUUUCUUUGCAAAAUUGUACCAGGUGUUCAUGAAAAUUUUCAGUUUUGAGGGCUUUCCUUUUAUAUUUAAUAUCAUUACAAAUUAAAUCUGCCAUAUUUUGGAGGAGAGCAAGGAUGAGGGAAGGAACUAGUUUUUAUAUAGUGGAUUUUAAUAGUGACUUGAAGAUACUUAUGUGCCUUAAAUGUUUGUUUGUAGACCUCCUCAUAAAGCCUUAACUUUUGUAAAAGUUUAAUUUUAUUUUGACUUUAAAAUUAUCUCAAUUCUUUAAAAAUCAGGCAGCAAACAUACUUGGAAGAAAAAUACACAGAACCCUAUGAGAUGAUUAAGGCAGCAAUCUUGAGUGUUGAUCCUAGUCUGAAACUUUUCCUUGGUACUUUGUCAUGUCAUACAGUUUUCCUCAGGCACAUUAUCCCAGGGAUUUGUGUUGGAAGGACAGCUUUGAAGUUCUUUAACUGUUAAAAUUUUUCCUUGUAUAAUUUUUUGCUUCCCAUCCACAUUUCCUAACUGUAUCUCUGUCAUUCAGAAUAUAGUUGUAAAAACAUUUCUCAUUAUUUUUUGUUAUUAUUAUUUUCUUCUGGUAGAAGUUAAAUGUCCACAGGAAUUUUUUUUAAAACACUAUUAUUAAAAUUCAUCCUUUUGUUUUUUUAGAAGUGUAAAGUGGGUAAUUUUAGCUCUUUUCUGUACUUUAAUCCCACUUUUGAAAUCACUUGGUAUUACUUCCCUUAUUUUUUUUAAUAUUAUAAAGUAGAGUGGUUUUAUUUUUUAAACAAGUCUCUGUCUUUGGAUUGCCUUAGUAAACAUCCUGAAUUCUGUUAAAUGUAGAGCGGCAUUUGAAGAAAUGACUGAAUUAAGCUCAGGUUUCUCAUCUCCUCUUCCCCUCUGCCCAUACACACUCUUACCCACCCUCCAAAAAACCCACCAGUUAAACUUAGUGUGACUAUGGGAAGCAUUUUUUCUGGCAACCCGACUUUUCCUUUCUUCACCCUGGUUGCCUUUUACUCUGCUCUGAGCUUGAAAUGUGUGUAAGGUUUUAUUUUGUUUGAAAGUUUUUCCAUGUUUGGAAAUUAAACCAGGCCAGAGGAAUUUGUCCAUGCAGACUCUUCAGGAGAUGGGAAAGAAUUUGUGGCUGUUAAUACUCAGUGAAGACUUUCAGUCUUCCUCAUUAGACCUUAAAGUGAAUUAAGAUAAUCAGUCAGAAACAAUUCAAUUUCUUCUCUUCCCAAUAGAAAUCUGAAGAGUUUGUGAGCCUAUUUAUUAUUCACUUCAAGUUAGAAAAUUGUUGUCUGAGGAGAUAAGGGAUGAGGGAAAAAGUUUGCCCUAAUAUUUCUUAUGCCCUACUCUUAUGAUAAAAAGCCAUUCAGUGAAUAGAAUUAACUUGGAAUAAGUGACAUAGUGAAAGUGUCGAUUCAAAACUUUGUUUAAAAAAAAGCUAACUUUUCCAAAUAAAUAUUUUUUUAAAAAAAUAAUUCACCUAACUCUGAUUUGUGUAUAGGAACCUGAGUUUUCUUUUUUAAUAGCCAAGUUCCAGUGUCACUAAUAUUAAACCAAAUCAUGCCUGCUUUGAUGUGCCUUGGAAGUUUGUUUAUGUGGUUGGUGUCCUUCAUUUUCUUCAUUCUUUGGUCUCCUUACUUUAAGGCAAGCAGACAAAAGGUUGGGUUUUUGUUUUGUUUUUUCUUAACUUCCCCUCUUACUUCAACAGCUUUCAGAUCACUUAGCUUUCAAGGAAGGAUGCAGAACUCUUCCAGUAAAAUGUAUUUGUAUGGUCCAUCUUCCCAAACCCAGAACAUGUGUUUAGAAACACAAUUUAAUUGAUCAAAAAGUGUAUGAUAUAAUUUUUGUUAGAAUUCACAAAAAAAGAUCAAGAGAUUGGAGGGAGAGGAAGCUGUAUGCAAAGAGGUACUUAAUAUAUUCUGCAAGCCGAGAUAAGAGAUGUAUGACUAGAUAAUAACAGUGACAGUGGCAAUGUAUGUUCAUAGCAUUUCAUAACAAAAGGGGCUGUGGAGAUCAGCCAAUCAUACAGGGCCCCCGAAGUUAGGGGGUUUGCCCUAUGGCUGGCAGCCAGCAUGGGAGCUCUCAAUCCAGUCUUUCUAUUGUGCCUCCACUCAUGUCGUCUUUGCAUUUCACAGACUAUUGCUUGCUGCUUUCAGAGAACAAGAUGUGUAAGCACAGUCUCUACUAUGUCUGUUUCAUCCUUUUUUUUUUUUUUUUCAUUCCCACAUUUCUUCAUAAACCAUAUUUUAAAAAGCAGAUUUGUAGUUGCAGUGCUAAUCUAAAGAGAAAUCCCAGGAGCCUUUCUUUGGCUCUCAUCUCCAUGCCUAGGGUGGGGAUCGAGUUACCAAUCAUGCCUGUUAAAUGCCAGUAAAAUUUGUAAACUUUAAAAAAAAAAAAAAAAAAGAACAAAGUAAAGUUGAAAUUAGUCGAGGAUAGAAUCAUUCAUCUAAGGAAAAAUUCUUAAAGGAUUUUGGGAAAAUCUGUCAUUUUAUUUCACUGAAUGAAUAACUGUUUAUUUCAAUUUUCUUUAUUCUAGCUUAAAACAACAACCAAAAAAAAGUUUCAAGCUUUGUUGACAAAUUAUUCUGAAUUCUACAGAAAUUUGGAAUUUUCUAAUAAAUUCAGCAUGAGAAAUUACCAAUACAAAUUACUAGGUUGUACAAGAAAAUUCUUUAGGAAAAGAUAAAAAAAAAUUAUGAAAAAUCCAGAGAUAUUCUCAUUGAGUGACCAUUCCUGAAAUGUGUAAGCUUGACCAGUAUUAAAUGGUGUAAUGUGAAUAAUUCUCUGUUUAGUCUUGAUGGCUGACUGGGUUACUAGUUAUAUGUGUACUGUAUUUAUAUAAAUAUGUGUAUUUUUAUCAUUGUUGUCUUCCUAAAUUUUACAAAAGGAAAAGGACAUUGUGGGUUAGGGUAUUUGCUUUUUAAAGCCAUUUAAUGUUUUGUAUGAAACAGUGUUUUAUUGUAUUGAAUUUUGAACUUGUAAACUAGGUAUUGAUUUUAUGUUUUAGUUAAAAGUAUGUAGGUUUUUUUUCUCCCUUAGUAAAUAGUUCACACAAUACAAUAAACUUAGCAAUAAUUAGUA
Sarcophilus harrisii (Tasmanian devil) is the source of this 4816-nucleotide messenger RNA. RefSeq names its product solute carrier family 16 member 1 (gene SLC16A1). Lineage: Eukaryota; Metazoa; Chordata; Mammalia; Dasyuromorphia; Dasyuridae. Gene Ontology annotation, cellular component: membrane. Gene Ontology annotation, biological process: transmembrane transport; monocarboxylic acid transport. The transcript is spliced from 5 exons. Bases 148 to 1647 code for a protein of 499 amino acids. The record is from RefSeq and is a predicted model, not a curated record. Gene Ontology annotation, molecular function: monocarboxylic acid transmembrane transporter activity.